AUGUCAAUUCUCAAGAUGCACGCCCGAGAGAUCUUUGACUCUCGUGGGAACCCCACUGUGGAAGUUGACCUCUACACCUCCAAAGGUCUCUUCCGAGCUGCUGUGCCCAAUGGGGCCUCUACUGGCAUCUACGAGGCCCUAGAGCUGCGUGACAAUGACAAGACCCGCUACCUGGGCAAGGCACGGGCCCACAGCCUUCAUCGCAGCCCCUUUGACUUCCUGAUGUGGACUCACAUUGAGCUCCAGGACUUCACCUGGAUCCUUGGGACCCCCAGUGCACAGAUGGCCCUUUUGCAGCCCUCCACACCUGCCUCUGUGGGCCGCCAUUGUGAACCAGUCUUCCUUGAUAAAUUGAAAUGCCUUGAGGAAGGUGAAGAUCCCGAAGUCAUCCCAGAGGAUACGGAACUGGUGACUUUGAGGGCUAGAAAAAGGUUCUUGGAACAUCGAGAAGAAACCAUAACAAUAGAUCGUGCCUGCAGGCAAGAAACGUUUGCUUAUGAGAUGGAGUCACAUGCAAUGGGGAAAAAGCCUGAAAAUCCAGGAGACAUGGUUGAGGAGGGCGAGCUUAUCCUAUCUGUGAAUAUCUUGUACCCCAUUAUAUUUCAUAAGCAUAAAGAACAUAAACCGUACCAGACAAUGCUGGUUUUGGGGAGGCAGAAGCUCACAGAACUGAGGGAUGCCAUUUGCUGCGUCAGCGACCUCCAGAUUGGCGGUGAAUUCAGCAACAAUCCUGACGAAGCUCCAGAGCACAUCAGCAAAGACCUGUACAAAUCUGCCUUCUUUUAUUUUGAGGGAACAUUUUACAAUGAUAAAAGAUACCCAGAAUGCAGAGAUUUGAGCAGAACUAUCAUUGAGUGGUCCGAGUCUCAUGAUAGAGGCUAUGGAAAGUUUCAGACAGCUAGAAUGGAAGAUUUUACCUUCAAUGACCUCAACAUUAAGCUGGGGUUUCCUUACUUAUACUGUCACCAGGGAGACUGUGAACAUGUUGUCGUCAUUACAGACAUAAGGCUUGCGCAUCAUGACGACUGCCUCGACAGGACGCUUUACCCUCUUCUCACCAAGAAACACUGGCUGUGGACCAGAAAGUGUUUUGUCUGUAAAAUGUAUACGGCUAGAUGGGUGACGAACAGUGACAGUUUUGCACCAGAGGACCCCUGUUUCUUUUGUGAUGUUUGCUUCCGAAUGCUCCAUUAUGAUUCAGAAGGCAACAAGCUAGGGGAAUUCCUUGCUUAUCCUUACGUUGAUCCUGGAACAUUUAAUUAAAAAGAUCCAAUGAUCCAUAAGUAUUUUAAAUUUUACAGUAUUUAUUCCAGUUUAUUUUUACUUUCUUUUUACUCAUUUUGAGUUAACUUACUGAAUUAUGGAAAUGAAAUAUAGAAGUCAUUUUAUAUAUUGAUUCUGAUACUGUAUAUCCUAAGUGAUUUUGCUGAUGACAGAACUCAAUUUAAUGACUCAUCACGUGGUGCUGAAAGUUUGGAAAAAAUGGUUGAAGAAUGAGAGUGACACCCUUCUACCAUGGCGCGUCCAAGGUUAUUUUUCAAAUUCAACUGAAUUUCGUAUUUCUCUGGAUGGCUAAGAACAGACAUUUAUUUACCAUAUAAAUAAAAACUCAUGAAGCCUGUAAGACUAAAAAUGGUACAUAUUCAGUUAAGUUGACUGGCAUGGAAAUCACAAGGACCUGUUUCCGGUACUGUGUAUCAAUCUAGUUAUCUACUGUAGACUCCUUCAGAGAUAUUUCGGUUUCUCUCUCUUCACUGGAUGGCCUAAAGAGG
This is a messenger RNA of Octodon degus (degu), 1772 nucleotides long. It is a transcript of the gene Snapc3, whose product is annotated as small nuclear RNA activating complex polypeptide 3. The transcript is spliced from 12 exons. Bases 1 to 1263 code for a protein of 420 amino acids. NCBI's taxonomy places the organism in Eukaryota, Metazoa, Chordata, Mammalia, Rodentia, Octodontidae. Gene Ontology annotation, cellular component: snRNA-activating protein complex. Gene Ontology annotation, molecular function: bent DNA binding; RNA polymerase II cis-regulatory region sequence-specific DNA binding; RNA polymerase III type 3 promoter sequence-specific DNA binding. Gene Ontology annotation, biological process: snRNA transcription by RNA polymerase II; snRNA transcription by RNA polymerase III. The record is from RefSeq and is a predicted model, not a curated record.